AUGCAAGGAGAAAAUCUUACAACCUGGAGCUUUUUCAUCCUGGAAGGUUUUUCUAAAUAUCCGAAUUUAGAGAUUGCACUCUUUGCCUUCAGCCUUGUAUUCUAUCUGACAACCCUCUUGGGCAACAGCACGCUUAUUUUAAUUACGAUCCUAAAUUCCCACCUUCGAACCCCCAUGUACUUGUUCCUUGGAAAUCUGUCUUUCAUGGAUAUUUGUUACACCUCUGCUUCUAUCCCUACGUUGCUGGUGAACUUGCUGUCAUCCCAGAAAACCAUUCUGUUUCCCGGGUGUGCCUUCCAGAUGUAUCUGUCCCUUGCUAUGGGCUCCACCGAGUGUGUCCUCCUGGCUGUGAUGGCAUAUGACCGUUACGUGGCCAUUUGCAACCCGCUGAGAUACCCCAUCAUCAUGAACCGGCAGGUCUGUGUUCAGCUGGCUUCUGUGUCCUGGCUGACCGGCUGCUUGACUGCUCUGGUGGAGACCAGUUUCGCCCUGCAGACGCCCCUCUGCGGGAAUCUCGUUGAUCACUUCACCUGUGAAAUUCUGGCCGUGCUGAAGUUAGCUUGCUCCAGUUCACUGCUGAUGGACCUGAUUAUGCUGGUGAUCAGCGUGCUCCUCCUGCCUAUUCCGAUGCUCCUGAUUUGUAUCUCGUAUGCCUUCAUCCUUUCGACGAUUCUGAGAAUCAAUUCCGCGGAGGGAAGAAACAAGGCUUUUUCUACAUGUGGUGCCCACUUGACUGUGGUGAUUCUGUACUAUGGGGCUGCCCUCUCCAUGUACUUAAAGCCUUCGACAUCAAACUCACAAGAAAUUGAUAAAAUCAUCUCACUGCUUUAUGGAGUGCUUACCCCUAUGUUGAACCCCAUAAUUUACAGUUUGAGAAAUAAGGAAGUCAAAGAGGCUAUGAAAAAACUGUUGGGCAAAAUACCAUUGCAUCAGACACAUGAAAAUUCCUGA
Messenger RNA from Sorex araneus (European shrew), 951 nucleotides. Its product is annotated as olfactory receptor 2K2. The record is from RefSeq and is a predicted model, not a curated record. Bases 1 to 951 code for a protein of 316 amino acids. Gene Ontology annotation, molecular function: olfactory receptor activity; G protein-coupled receptor activity. The transcript has a single exon. Lineage: Eukaryota; Metazoa; Chordata; Mammalia; Eulipotyphla; Soricidae. Gene Ontology annotation, cellular component: membrane. Gene Ontology annotation, biological process: G protein-coupled receptor signaling pathway.